Messenger RNA from Musca vetustissima, 664 nucleotides. It is a transcript of the gene RpL15, whose product is annotated as large ribosomal subunit protein eL15. The record is from RefSeq and is a predicted model, not a curated record. The transcript is spliced from 2 exons. Bases 49 to 663 code for a protein of 204 amino acids. Gene Ontology annotation, cellular component: cytosolic large ribosomal subunit; ribosome. Lineage: Eukaryota; Metazoa; Arthropoda; Insecta; Diptera; Muscidae. Gene Ontology annotation, biological process: cytoplasmic translation. Gene Ontology annotation, molecular function: RNA binding; structural constituent of ribosome.
AUUUAAAACAAAUAACCUUUUUUACUUGUUGCUAGGUCUUCAUCAACAAUGGGAGCGUACAGGUAUAUGCAGGAGUUGUACAGAAAAAAGCAAAGCGAUGUAAUGCGCUAUUUGCUCCGUAUUCGUGUGUGGCAAUACCGCCAACUCACUAAAUUGCAUCGUUCGCCAAGGCCAACUCGACCAGAUAAGGCACGUCGUUUGGGAUAUCGUGCCAAGCAAGGAUUCGUCAUUUACAGAAUCCGCGUUCGCAGGGGUGGUCGUAAGCGUCCAGUACCCAAAGGUUGCACAUACGGAAAGCCCAAAAGUCAUGGUGUAAAUGAAUUGAAACCAUAUCGUGGAUUACAAUCUAUUGCUGAGGAACGUGUAGGUCGCAGACUUGGCGGUCUCAGAGUUCUGAAUUCCUAUUGGGUGGCACAGGAUGCAUCCUACAAAUAUUUUGAAGUUAUACUAGUUGACACUCAUCACUCUGCAAUUCGUCGUGACCCCAAAAUUAAUUGGAUCUGUAAGCAUGUCCAUAAGCACAGGGAACUGCGUGGUCUUACAUCUGCUGGAAAGAGUUCCCGUGGAAUUGGCAAGGGCUAUAGAUAUUCUCAAACUAUUGGUGGUUCUCGCCGUGCUGCCUGGAAACGCAAGAAUCGUUUGAAUAUGUUAAGAAAGCGUUAAA